This is a messenger RNA of Mytilus trossulus (common blue mussel), 853 nucleotides long. RefSeq lists its product as uncharacterized. The transcript is spliced from 6 exons. The coding region runs from base 70 to 696 and encodes 208 amino acids. NCBI's taxonomy places the organism in Eukaryota, Metazoa, Mollusca, Bivalvia, Mytilida, Mytilidae. The record is from RefSeq and is a predicted model, not a curated record.
UUGAUUUACAUUUAUUAAAUAGUCUUAUAUGUACAUGUACAUGUAUAUCUGCUUCGAAUUAAUCUUAACAUGUAUUUGAAAGUAUGGAUAACCAUUGUUAUAUCAUCUUUUGUCUCUAAAGGUCAAGCCAACUGUGAGUUUCCUUGUGAGUUGAGAGGUCAAACAUUCAACAUUCAUUUUGAAGGCAAUGGUUUUCGUCUUGGGAAUUGGUCUUUUGACAACGACGGAAUCUCUAGUUCAUUGAAUAUAGUUGGAACAAUCAGGAAUACAACAUGUUUUCGCCGUGCAGGAAGAUUCCUCAUUUUAAGGGACAAUAACGUGUACCAAUGUUAUGUGUUUGACUUCAAAAGCAGUGGGAACACAACUCAAGUCAAUUUUGCAAUUGGCAAUUAUGGUGACGAGAACUUUGAUUUUUGUCAAGUUUGUAGGUUUCCUGUCAAUUUCACGUUUGAAUAUAUAGCUAUAGCACCGGGAGCAUCAUUUACUUCCUCGGGAAUCCUUCCGUGUUCUUUGCCAUCAUCAUGUGUAGGAAGAGAUACGUGUAGUGUAACCGAUUCGAUACCGGAAGGAUGUCCACCUAUGACUACCAACCAAUCAACAACAGCUAGCCAAGCAGACACUACAACUACAACACUAACCGAGGCAACCACUACUAAAAAAAGAAAACGCUGUGACAGAAAGAGAUAUCGUCACUGAAAACAUCAGUUACAUGGCUGACAGAUGAAAUAAAAUAUUGUGCUGUCAACAUAACACCUAAUGUCACUUUGUUAUUUUUUGUCUUCUCAAUGACUUGCCUUUGUUAUCCUUUAACAAAUAAUGAAUCUAUCAAUCAAUAAAUGGUUUGUUUCCAUUA